Molecule: messenger RNA, 3697 nt
Organism: Maylandia zebra (zebra mbuna)
Lineage: Eukaryota; Metazoa; Chordata; Actinopteri; Cichliformes; Cichlidae
Product: E3 SUMO-protein ligase CBX4
Biological process (GO): protein sumoylation; negative regulation of transcription by RNA polymerase II
Cellular component (GO): PRC1 complex
Molecular function (GO): SUMO binding; SUMO ligase activity
Source: RefSeq, a predicted model, not a curated record
UGGAUGUAAAGCCAUCCUAUAUGGUAGUUUGUACCGUAUCUGUUCCCCAGAGCCACAUAUUGAACACCCUUGCUUUAGGUAGAAAGUUUAUUAUUAUCUGUCAAGGUGAUUUUCCGCCCAGACAAACAGAAGAGCAGGUGAUUUCACACACUGGCAUCUCCCCACAGUCAGACAUGGAGGACUUAAUGAUAUUAGAACUUCCUACCAACAGGCCGGAGAGGUACAAGCUUAGACACUGUCAUGUAGGCAAAAUUAGUGUCAUAUUUUUGUUUUUCUACAGGAAAAAAGUAAACGCCAUUCAUGUCUGGUUGGUGUUAAUAUCCUGGCACAAUAAACUAGCCCACAACAAAAUUUCAGCUACCAGAUUUUGCCUUGGUUUUCAUCCCUCGCCAAAUUUCUCAAAGACAUCCUCUACAUCAGCCACUUACAGCUUUUUUCAUGUUGUUUACGCGCCGUUGAAGUCGUGAUUACACUUUUUACGACAGUCUCCGAAUGCAGCACGGGAACAACCCCCGCCCCCAAUAACCUCCCCCUCAUGUAACGUCACACCAACGGCUAUUUGCAUGAAGUGUUUUCUGGCUGCAGCUCGAGCUCGGCUGCAGAGCGAGAUCCUCAGAGGGGGAAAGCGAGGGAAGCGGUGCAGUGAAAAUAGGAGGAGGGGGAGUCUUGUGUUUCACAUCAGAGGAGCAGCGAGGAAAAACGGGCUGAAAGCAAGGAUAAGGUGUCCGAUAACAAAAGCAGAGAGGGGGGGGAAAGCAGAAGAGCGGCUUCUCUUGUAUCGGAAAAUGGAGCUCCCCGCCGCGGGAGAGCACGUCUUUGCGGUGGAGAGCAUCGAGAAGAAGCGCAGCAGAAAGGGACGGGUUGAGUAUUUGGUCAAGUGGCGUGGAUGGUCUCCAAGAUACAACACAUGGGAACCAGAGGAGAACAUCCUGGACCCAAGACUACUUGAUGCGUUUCAAGACAGGGAACGUCAAGAGCAGAUGAUGGGGUAUCGCAAGAGAGGACCCAAGCCAAAACAUCUUCUGGUCCAGGUGCCUUCCUUUGCCAGGAGGUCCAGUAUCCUGGCUGACCUACAAGAGGCGUCCCUGGAUGAGGACAGCUGUCAGAACGCCAGUCCCAUCCAGAUGCUUCGUCCGCAGCCCCAGCAUUACCAGCUGAACAGUAAGAAGCACCACCAGUACCAGCCGCUGUGCAGGGAGCGUGAGGCUGAGCAGCAGGCUAACGGCAAGAAGUUUUACUAUCAGCUUAACAGCAAGAAGCAUCAUCACUACCAGCCAGACAUUAAGGUGCACGAGCCCAUAUUUGCUAAACCCAAGAUAGACGUCCAAGCUCCUGAGCUGGCUAACAAAGAGUAUAACCUUCCUCCGGUGCUGCAGCAAAAGUGGGUUCGGGACAAGGACUCGGGCUGUCUGACCAAAGUGAAGGAUAUCACCAUGGAGUUGAAGAAGCUUCCGGCAAACUUCAACGGACACAAAGAGCAAGAGAAGCCAAAACCUAAGGAGGACGCUUUACCACAGCCCAACGGUGUCAGCAGCAGCAAACUAAAGAUUGUGAAGAACAAAAACAAGAAUGGCCGGAUUGUUAUUGUCAUGAGCAAGUACAUGGAAAACGGGAUGCAAGCAGCUAAAGUGAAAAACGGCGAGUGUGAUGCUGCUGAAAAGCCACCGCAAGGCACCGACAAUGGUGCGGAAAAGCACCUGGAAAAGAUGAAGCUCGUCAAAAAGCUCGGCCUCAUCAAUGGAUUUGCUAAAAGCCCCGUAGACAAAGCAACGUCUCUCAGUUCUGGAUUUAAUGGAAAUUGCCCCAAAGAAAAGGAACCGUCCCUGAAAGCGGAGCUAACUGUGACAGAACAGGAUAAACAUGUUGAGGUUAGGGGUCAGGGCCAGCUUCCAGAGGAUCAGCCUUUGCAAUUGACAACCAAACCUAAUCUGCUCUCCCGGCCUUUGAACAGGGGAGUCCCCUCAUCACAGGACAAAAGAGAAGGCCAAGGUGGGUUUCAAGGGCUAAAGCGACACCUCUCUGACACAGAUGGUGAGGAACGUGAGGGUAGUAAAAGGUUUUUGAGCUCCAGGAGCAUAAGCGCUCCCAACACAGCAUCAUCACCUGUCCAAAGCAUCAACAUCGACCAAAAUGGACACCACAGUCACCCCGGGCUGCAGGAUUGUGGGUAUGUGGACCAAGUGGAGCCCAUUGACUUGAGUAUUGUCAAGUCGAGGCCUAAAGCUCCAGUUCCCACGGCAGCCCAGCCUGAAACGCACACACAGCCCGAGGCGCUAACACACACAGAGGAGGAAAGACAAACAGAGGCUGACACACAAACAGAAACUCAGCUUGAAACACAACAACCUGCAGAAGUGGAGAACGCCGAGUCGCUGUCCGUUUCUAACCACGAACAGAAAAAGGAGGACACAUUUCCCUCCUUCAAACCUUUCCUUGGGAAUAUAGUCAUCACGGACAUUACCACAAACUGCCUCACCGUUACGUUCAAGGAGUACAUAGCAGCGUAACAAUCUGGGUACCAGCUGUUCAUCUGUAUAAAUGUACAUGACAUAUAUUUGUAUUUUUGGAUGCUUGAAUGUACAAAUCGACCCUUGAUGUUGUUUUCAUUUUGUAUAUUGGUAGUUCAGAUAACAAGAGAAACUUUUUAUUUGCAUAUUUCUUUCUUAUAAGCUCAACCUGUUGUUAUUUCUGGAGAUUUUAUAACAUGCAGUAUCUUCUUGAAACCUAAACUGCAAAAUUAGAUCGAGCAAAUGAGGGGAUGUAAUUAAAGAUGCACUUACUCGUGUAAAUAAAUACGCUUCACUUUUCUAUGGAUGUAACUCGUUUUAUACAGUCAACCGUCUACAUGUCAGAUAAUGUCAAACAAAUGUAGGCUAUAUGGAGAAUUUUGUUAGGAAGAAAAUUAUAUUGAAUCCUGGUAAAUUACACUGUGUGUGUGUGUGUGUGUGUGUGUGUGUGUGUGUGUGUGUGUGUGUGUGUGUGUGUGUGUGUGUGUGUGUGUGUGUGUGUGUGUGUGUGUGUGUGUGUGUGUGCGCGAACAGAUGGACAGAUUUAAAGGAUGCGUGCUGCUUGGACAGAUUAUGCCAUUAGGCAUGCUUAAACAAGCAAAUAAAGAAAAAUGAAGCGCCUUUUUGUCAAUAAAUAUGAUUUGCAUUGUUAAAAAGGCUUUUAAAUGGAAGAUUAUUCAAGCUCGAUGUUUGCUUCUGUUCUGUUUUUUAAGCCAUGCCUCUCUGAUGCCGAGCACCAGUCGCCUGUGACUCUGAUAAUUUAUGUUUUGCAGCAGCACACUGACUGAACGUGGCUUCUUUUUCUUUUAUUUGAAUGACAUCAGUCACAAAUCUGCUAGUUGAGCUCUCUAAUCUUACAGACUAAUACCACCAGCUGGGUUCUCUGGAUUCAACUUUUCAUGUCUCUGUUCUUUGGCACCCUGACGUGUUCAGUGAAGGCAGUGCAGUUAUUAUGUAUGGGAUCCCAGAGGCUUGUCUUGACAUAGUUUGCAGUGGAGCUGCAAUUAGAAGUGUGUAAAAGCACUUUUCAUAAUCACUUCUGAUCCCCUGUGUCUCUUCCUGCACUGCUGGAGGUGGAUUGAGCUGCUCUGUGAGAACCUGGAGCACCGUGUGCUUUUGUGUGCAGAGGAAAAAAUAAUGGCUUCUUAUGAUGCAUCAUAAUUUGCAAUAAUAAAAUUGUUUGCAACUGA